This is a messenger RNA of Vanderwaltozyma polyspora DSM 70294, 672 nucleotides long. RefSeq lists its product as uncharacterized. The coding region runs from base 1 to 672 and encodes 223 amino acids. NCBI's taxonomy places the organism in Eukaryota, Fungi, Ascomycota, Saccharomycetes, Saccharomycetales, Saccharomycetaceae. The transcript has a single exon. The record is from RefSeq and is a predicted model, not a curated record.
AUGGUAGAGGUAUUAAAUAACUGCCCAGAGCCUGUGAAGAAUGACAGUUCGACUUUAAAAGAAAACUCUUCCAGGAACAAUGAAACCUUCAGCAAACUAAAGACUAAAAUCCUAAAAGAAACAAACGAGACUUUGGAGAUACUCCAAGAGAGUUUUGGCCUUGGGUCUACUGAAUUUAGCCAAAUGUCUUCAUCACAGAAGUUACUUAAACCAUUGAGUCUAAGUAACUCGUUAAAUGUUAAAGAGCCUGUAAAUUGUGCUGUUGGCAAGAAGAGGACAAUAAAGAAGAAAAUCAAGAAACCGCAGUCCAGGAACAUCGUCGUCUCCACUAUAUUUGGAAAGAAAGAGUUGAUUAAGAGGAAUGAGUCGAAAAGUGUUACUUUAAAUGAGUAUAAAUUUACAAGUAUCAACUACAAUGCAAAAUUAAGAAAACAAGUUUCUCCAGAUUCAAAUCGACACGAUACCACUUUAGCAGGGGAUACUGUAGAAUCUCCAAAUAGAAUUGCAAUUACGCACUCAAUCCCAAUUCAAGCUCCAAUUCAAACGUCAAUGUCAGCUCUGGCUCCCGACAUUGAAUUGGACACCAACGUUCACUUAAAAUAUUCGGAAUUGAUUGAAAACUUUUCAAUGAAAGUUAUAUCUCUUCUUAACAACGAAAUAGACUCAAAGUAA